AUGGUAUCCAAAGAUACGAUAGUUUGGUAUGCUAUAGUCACUCAGGAUACGAUAGUUUGGUAUGCUAUAGUCACUCAGGAUACGAUAGUUUGGUAUGCUAUAGUCAUUCAGGAUACGAUAGUUUGGUAUGCUAUAGUCACUCAGGAUACGAUAGUUUGGUAUGCUAUAGUCACUCAGGAUACGAUAGUUUGGUAUGCUAUAGUCAUUCAGGAUACGAUAGUUUGGUAUGCUAUAGUCACUCAGGAUACGAUAGUUUGGUAUGCUAUAGUCAUUCAGGAUACGAUAGUUUGGUAUGCUAUAGUCAUUCAGGAUACGAUAGUUUGGUAUGCUAUAGUCACUCAGGAUACGAUAGUUUGGUAUGCUAUAGUCACUCAGGAUACGAUAGUUUGGUAUGCUAUAGUCAUUCAGGAUACGAUAGUUUGGUAUGCUAUAGUCACUCAGGAUACGAUAGUUUGGUAUGCUAAAGUCACUAGAAAACGGUAA
Messenger RNA from Lottia gigantea (owl limpet), 483 nucleotides. RefSeq lists its product as hypothetical. NCBI's taxonomy places the organism in Eukaryota, Metazoa, Mollusca, Gastropoda, Lottiidae. The record is from RefSeq and is a predicted model, not a curated record. Bases 1 to 483 code for a protein of 160 amino acids. The transcript has 2 exons.